AGUCAUGUUUAGCCCCAACCAAUAUAAAAAGGCCUCGUUCAAGUUCAAUAUUGUGUCAAUCAUCAGAACUCAAAUAAACAGUCAACAUGAAGAGUUUGAUCGUUCCCGUUGUCAUUGCUCUCUUUGGCUUUGCCCUCAUGACCUUGGCUGACAUGGGAGAAUUGGAGGCCGAAGAGGCCAAAAUCAUUGAAGACUUUGAAAGCGGCAUGUUUGACCAGUUCAUCUCAAUCGAGACGGAAAUCAAUGAUUCUGAUGUGGACACUGUUGACGAAGGCGGCGAGGAUAUGGACGGGUCUGAAGACAGAUUAUUCCAUGGUGCUUGGUGCCGCUUGAAAUGUCUCCCCAGGUGUGCCGCCGCUCCCAAUGGCACGUGUACUUGCACCAAGAUGUUCCUUGGUAUCUUCCCCAUCUUUUCCAUUACAAUUCCUUGUGCAUAAUACCUGUUGCCAUCACAAUUCAU
Tigriopus californicus is the source of this 460-nucleotide messenger RNA. RefSeq lists its product as uncharacterized. NCBI's taxonomy places the organism in Eukaryota, Metazoa, Arthropoda, Copepoda, Harpacticoida, Harpacticidae. The record is from RefSeq and is a predicted model, not a curated record. The transcript is spliced from 2 exons. Bases 87 to 437 code for a protein of 116 amino acids.